Messenger RNA from Brienomyrus brachyistius, 6491 nucleotides. It is a transcript of the gene arhgef1, whose product is annotated as Rho guanine nucleotide exchange factor (GEF) 1b. Gene Ontology annotation, cellular component: cytoplasm. Lineage: Eukaryota; Metazoa; Chordata; Actinopteri; Osteoglossiformes; Mormyridae. Bases 437 to 3580 code for a protein of 1047 amino acids. Gene Ontology annotation, biological process: G protein-coupled receptor signaling pathway. The transcript has 32 exons. The record is from RefSeq and is a predicted model, not a curated record. Gene Ontology annotation, molecular function: guanyl-nucleotide exchange factor activity; G protein-coupled receptor binding.
AUAAUGUAACACAUCGCGGAACUGAGCUUCGGAAAGGAGCUACUGAUCGGUCUGGUUUUUUUUCCUUUCACUGGAAGUCUAACAGGAAGAGUGGAAUCGAUAAAGAGCGAAACUAAGUUGCCAGGCUGAAAUAAUUUAAUUACGAUAUUGGUAUAUGACCUUUUGAAGAAACCACAUGCUGUAAAAUAUUGUUAUAUUUGUCCUAAAGGCAGACAUAUAGAGUGUGUAUAUCCGAACGCGUCUCCGGGAUUUUUUUACAUGUAAAAAAAUAACGCGAUCGACUUUAUUACUCUUGAAACUCGCUCUUCCGCGUUGCAAUGUUUCUUUCAAACGACAAACAGCGACUUUCAAACCGGAAAUCUUAUUGAACGGCAGUCUCUUCCUCAUACAUAAUUUUAAGAGGGGCCUGGUUGGAUCACAGAGCUCAAAGGACGCCAUGAGCAUAAUCGGAGCAGAAGACGAGGACUUUGAGACCGACCUUGAGUCCGCAGUAGAUGACCACUGCAGCCAUUUUAGCAGCCUCGACCUGGUGAAGACUCGGCCCACCCACCUGCUGGUCUUCCUCCAACAUGUUAUGCUCCAGUUUGACUGUGCACCUUUGCUUUGUUACCUCCAUGCCGACCUCUUCAGGACCUACAAUGCCAAAGAGACCAAGAAGCAGUUCUCUGAUUUCUACAACACAUUUCUGGACAAGGGGGCGGUUCUCAGAGUGUCCAUUCCUAGCCACAUAGCCUUUGAGCUGGACCGCUCCCGCCCUGAGCUGCUGGGUGACGAAACACAGAGGCGCUUUGCCCUUGACAUCCAGAAUAACAUCUCCUCAGAGGUCGUCAAGCAGCUGGACGACUUCAGAACAAAGAGGAUGAUGGGAAUGACGCCGUAUGAGCACGAGCUGAUCGAGGUAGAAAAUCACCGAGCCACAGAGAGGAUCCCAUUGGAGAUGAAAGAGAAGGCCAUGGCUGAAACGCUGCUCGACAAGAUGUUUGACAUCCAACCCACAAUCAGUACAGAUGAGGAGAAAUUCUCCGCCAUCUUCAGUGCGGUCACCUCCUUAAUGAAGCACCUUGGAGUGAAAGCCAAGGCCACGGACAACAAGAAGUCCAGGAGCUUUUUCUGGAAGAUUCCUGGAAGGAAGCCCGAUGAAACCAAGUCCAAGCAGCGCUUUCCCAGCAUCCUCAGUGACCCAGCACGUUGGAUAGGUGGUGGCAAUGAAAUCAAAACUAAAUUGGACAAUGAAGUUGACAAGGAGAAAUUUAACCAGGAGCGGAAGGGUUCAAGUGCCCAGUUCUCCCGACCUGUGGCCCCCGAUCCCAUCCCUGCGAAGAGGCCGUCAACCGCUGGCAUCGGUGGAGUUCGAGAAUCCCGGGAUGGGCCUGAGAAUCCCGACACGCCUGGGGUCAGCAUUAGUGUGAUCACCAGCCCGGACCCCCCAAACACUGACCCUGGUGUGACCAGUAAUCGUCUAGACCCCCCGUCUGUAUCUGAGGGUGGGGAAGUGUCUCCAGUUGGGACGGUGGUGAGCCCGCCCAUUUGGGAACCAGCUCCUGCCCCUGACCCCCUGCCCGAGGACACCCAGGACAAGGACAGACGCAAGACAAGGAUGUCAGGGCGCCUGGCUCGCAGCGAGAGCCUGUGUGUGGAGCGGCGCCGCUCUCACCGGGGUAGCUCCACACGCGGGAAACAGUCGCGCUCCCGCAGUGACGUGGACCUGCAGGCGGCGAGCAGCCUUGCAUGCCCCCCCUCGCCCUCCCAACCACACUUUCCUCCCAGCGGCGACCUCGGCACGGCUUCCUCCGACAGCCUGAUCCUCACCCCACUCCCACAAGAGGAGGUGGAGCCUCGUCUCCUGGAGCUCGAGCAGGAUCCACCCAACUGGAGAGAUCAGGUACCUGGAGGCAUUUUCAAGGAACUGAGCAAGAAGGAAAUCAAGAGACAGGAGGUCAUCAACGAGCUGUUCACCACGGAGCACGCCCACGUACGCAUGCUGAGUGUGCUGCAGACUGUCUUCUUCCGUCCACUUGAGCGCCGUGAGAUAAUGACCCUCCCCGAGCUCAGCACCAUCUUCCCCAACCUGGACGACAUCUUCGAGAUGCAUUAUGCCUUCUAUGAGAACCUGAAGAAACUCAGGCAGGAGGACAACUUUAUCAUCAAAACUUUAUCCUCCACGCUCCUGAACAGGUUCCACGGCUCAGAGGGCGAGUGGUUCCAGAAGCUGACAGCUCGAUUCUGCAGUCACCAGUCCUACGCACUGGACGUGAUCAAAAGCCGGCAGAAGAAAGACCCCAGCUUUGGGUCCUUCAUACAGGAAGCAGAGGCCAAGCCUCAGUGCCGGAGGCUUCAGCUGAAGGACAUCAUCCCCAUGGAGAUGCAGCGGCUCACGAAGUACCCACUUCUGCUGGGGAGCAUUGCCAAGAGCACAGCGGACCCCGUUGAGAAGGAAAGAAUCGAGCAGGCCGAGGAAUGCUGCCGUAGAAUCCUUAACCACGUCAAUGAGGUCGUGAAGGACAUGGAGAACCUUCUGACCCUGAAAGACUACCAGCGCAGACUGGACACGUCAGGCCUGAAGCCCAGCACCGAGCUGUACCAGGAGUACAAGAAUCUUGACUUGACCUCCAGGAGGAUGAACUUUGAAGGACCUGUCACCUGGAAGGUCACCAAAGAGAAAUCUGUCGACGUGCAGUGUGUCCUUCUGGGGGACCUGCUGGUGUUGCUGCAGCGACAAGACGAGAAGAUGGUCCUCAAGUGCCACAGCAAGACACAGUCUGGCGUUCCGGAAAGCAAGCAAAUGUUGAGUCCUGUCAUCAAGCUAAGCUCCGCCUUGCUGAGGGAGGUGGCCACGGACCCGAAGGCCUUCUACAUGAUCACUUGUGAGGGGGGCGCUCAGAUCUAUGAGCUGGUGGCCAACUCGGCCGUGGAGAGGAAAAAUUGGACUGCUGUAAUCCAGUCCGUGGUGAAGGAGCUCAAGAUGAACGGAGGCUCCACCUUGGAAAAACCGAAAUUAAGCAGCCUGCCCCCGACCAUAGCAGGGGUGCCGUACAGCCCGACCACCUUACAUCCCCAGCUCACCCUGACGGAGAACGGCAGCGGACCCCGUAGCAUUAGCUCUGACCCAGAUAAGUUUGAAGCCAAAGUUGGAGACACUCGACAAGCGCUUAUUGAUUACCUGUCAGCCAAUGGGUUUGAGCUGCUCAGCCACAGCAACGCCCCUCAAGAGAAAGUGGCCAGUGGCGCAUUUGAAGAUGUUGCUGUGCUGGAACAGUUGCUGGUAGGUGGUACUGCACCAAAAGCCUCUCAGCCAGAGGAAGAGAGCAGAGAGGAUCUGGAGGCUGAUGGCAGCCAGUCGGCAGCAGAGGGCGACAGCACCAACAGAAAGAGCACAGUGGAGCAGGGAGGGAAAAAGGAAGGAGGCCCAGAUGGUGAGGGGCAGCCCAUAGUGCUGUCUCAGGACCAGGUGACUGAGAUGUUGAGGUGUCUUCAUAGCCUUGAGCUGCAUCUGAAACAGCUACAGGCUGUAGAAGAAGAACAUCACAGAUUGCAGGAUAUCCUCUGCAAGUUCUCCAUUUCUGCCGAAAGCUACCAGUAAGGCGGCCAGAAGGUGCUAAAAAGCCGCCGGACAUCAGUCCUCCUGCUUUGCCUGCAGCUUCAUCCCUUCCCCUUCUCUUGCACCCUUCCAUCUCUGUCCAUGUUGGACCCCCAUGGGAAGGUUGGCUCCGGACGAUCAGAUGGACGACAGGGUCAUCCUGGAUCCCAGCAUGUCUUCGUUAGGCCUUCCUUAGUCCUCACUGAAGAUCGGUGGGAACUGGUUUGUUAUGGCUAAAAUUACACAAAUCUAAUCACAAUGGGGUAACAAACAAACUGCCAAAGACAGGAUCUGUACUGUUUCUCUGAGUGAUAUAGUGCACUGCCUUAGUGUAUAGAUUAUGAUCUGUAGUAAUGCAUGCGCACACACACGUCUGUCAAGUGUGAUUUUUACAGUGACUGCAAGUUGGUGGCCAGGACUUCUACCAGUGGAGAUGAAAACAGCCAAAUUUAGUGGGUGACUGUGACAAUCAAAUCAAAUUCUGGAAUUUUGGAAUUUGUAUAUGUUGUUAUAAUAAUCUAUCCAGAUGCCAAUCAUUAAGAAAACACGUCUAUAUGGGUGCAAUUUUACAGAUGGAAUUGUCUGGAGCAGUGCCACUGAUUACUGAAAUUAAGAGUCCUGAGAAAACUAAACUAGUUAACUGAUCUCAGAGCAUGUUAGGCUGUACUCUGAGAGCUGGCAGGCAUAGUAUUAGUGGUUUUUUAGGGUUUAGUAGCUGCUCCUCCAUCCUGAUGAAUGGGUGUGUGUAGGGGAUGUGGUGUGGGUGGUGCAGAAAGGAGAGUGAGGGAGAAUCAUGUAAAUUAAGUCAUUAAGAACAAAUAAGUGAUGAAAGCAGGAAUUAUCAGUGAAGAGAAGCGAUGGUUUGGAGGAAUGUAAACGUGGGGGCCGCAGUGGCCAUGGAUCAGGCACAGGAGGGCGACGGUGAUGACAUGUCAAUUCAAUAUGCAGACAUGCACAUGCAGGCACUUCUCUGGACUGUAGUGUGUUACACAGUGAAGGGGUGUCAUGUUCUCUGGACUGUACCACAGCAAGGGGGUUUCAUGUUCUCCAGACUGUACCACAUAGCACAGAGAAGGGGUGUCACACGCUGGGAGCCAGUAACAAUGCUGUCAUAGUAUGUAGGAUGAAAAUUAUAUCUAUAUCAACAGCAAUAUGUAUUUUUCUUCAAGAUAAUAAAUGGUAGUUUUUUAUACUUUUGUCUUUUAAAUCUCCAGCAUCAGAGCAGGACCAAAGACAGAACCUGAUGGGUAGUCUUAGCUCUUGUCAUUUUUGUGUCUAAGUGCCAGUAAAUCUCACACCCCAGCUUUCUUCACCCACAGGCUUGUUACUAUAGCCUGUGACGCACAUUUCCUGCAUGUACCUUUGAGUACCCUUUAUUUCAAUCAUGCGCCAACAUAUCUGCUUACAACAGUGCGUCACUGUGAGACUCCGUCAAUACAGCGGGUCCUAACUCUAACCCUGUUCUCACUGUGGGCUCCACAUGAGCUUCUCCCAUCGUCACUGAAGUCACUGACUUGACGUGGGUCACUGGCAGCUUCACCUAAAUGAGUUAGAGCUCGAGACAUCAGCCAAGACACAGCUGCUACAGUCCAUUACUGUAACUGUCCGCUUUCUGCUGAUGAUCAGUGUGCUUUCAUCGCUGCUGUAUUAUGCAAUAGGUUUAGCUUAUUUUUUAAGCAGGGCCUUGACACCGUAUACAAGUUAAACCGCAACACCGUUUGUGACCUCUAGUUCCCACAGCUACUUCCAAUGUCCUAUAGUAUGUAGCAUCUUAGAAGCAUAUGGCCAGAUUUGACUAAAUAAAUGAUCUGUAACUGCUUGUAGUUGAAGUAUUUUCCAGAGGACCAUCUAUGUCCCCUCCAUACUUGUCUCCCCCUCUCCCACAAAAACUCCGGGUCAAAGAUGCAGGACACGCAAGGAGGAGGGCAGAAAUCCUACUGACUACCAGGACCUAACUCUCCUGCCCUCUUCCUGUUAAGUCCCAUUGCACAAUUUUAUUGAGUGUUUCUUUAAAUAUACUCUAAUGGGCAGGGGGUAUGUGUUUGUUCAAAAUUACGGUCUAAAGUUCAUACUAUGCAUUGAUGAUCAUGUCAGUGAUGUACCUUGGAAAUCCUCAUCCAUCACAAGCAUGGAGACCAACAUUAAAUGUAACUGUCUACUACCAACACCCAUAGCUUGCCAUUAUAUCUGGCUGUAGUGAUCAGUAAAAACAUGAAGUGUCUCAUUUGGCUUUUGACCAUCAUUUCAUUAUUUGUAGGAAGGAGAUCCUCUCUGGGCUGUUCCUACUGAACGUGCCUGUUUUGGCCUGGCAGUACGCAGUCCUGCAAUGCUGCAUGAGCGCAUGGAGAUGGCAGGGGUCCUAGCUGCACACGCUGGCAGCUGGAGGCUAGCAGGCCCCCUCCAUCUCCUUGCAGCAGCCGGCCUAGUCACCCCCCCCCCCCACCCCCCGCACGCUUUCCGCACACAUCCUAUAUGCAAAUACAUAGACCUAUAUGUUUAAGAAUUAUAUUUAUAUGGGUGCCUGGUAAUGAUCGAUCCUCUAUCUUUCCAAAGGGCUUUUCUGGAAACACUGUGGCGAUCCUUUGGUGCAUGAUCACAUCGAGCUCAAUGGUCAAUCAGAGUAUAUCUAGUGUCGUUUUGAUCUGUGCUCUAUCCACCUUUUUUUUUUUAUGGUGAUGUGCUCGUUUCUCAUCACCUGCCAAAUGCAGCUGGCCGUUUUCCCAGACGGCACUGUGUGGAGCAGGUCUGAUCAGAGAGGAGCUCAACACACAUUUAUCUGAUCUAUAUGGAUAUUCAAGAAGUAUACUGUGUAUUUGGGCUUUGAUUUUUAUCUAUAAGAGGGUUUUAAUUAUGUAAACUUGAGUAGAGGUACGUUUUUCUUCCAUUUUUUAAAUAAAUGAACCUGUUUCAGCCA